This is a messenger RNA of Nematolebias whitei (Rio pearlfish), 509 nucleotides long. RefSeq names its product NHS-like protein 1. The record is from RefSeq and is a predicted model, not a curated record. NCBI's taxonomy places the organism in Eukaryota, Metazoa, Chordata, Actinopteri, Cyprinodontiformes, Rivulidae. Gene Ontology annotation, biological process: cell differentiation.
ACACACACACAUAUGUCCUGCAAAGCUUGUCUCAUGCUGAAAGAAAAGAGGGGAGCAGCAGCAGAGUGGACUCGCUGUCCUCUUCCUCCCAUCCUGCUGAUCCCACUGUUGUCCCAGGUGGUGACAGUCAGUGAAAACAGAGCGAGGCCAAAGAGACGGGGGCGUUCUUCAAACCCUGCAGAGCGAGGGGUCGCUUCAGACCCACGGAUUUGUUUCAACAAAGAGGAGCUCUGAUCUGAGAGGAGGUGCUGAGCCUUCAGCUUCUGGGACCGACCUCAGGAUGUCCCGGAGGAGGUCUACAGGGGACCUGGUGCCCAGCGACAUCACUGAGAUCUUAGCCAGGGAGGUGAGGGCUCAGCGUGGGCAGAGGAAGUCGGGAAGCUCUCUGGGACAGGCUCUGAGCUGGCUGAGGGGGAGUCGGAAGAAGAAGAACUUUGGUGGACGCCACCGUCAUUCUACCAGUGUGGCAGAAAACAAGCUGGGACUUCAGAACCACGAUGCUUCAAAAG